Molecule: messenger RNA, 516 nt
Organism: Saxophila tyrrhenica
Lineage: Eukaryota; Fungi; Ascomycota; Dothideomycetes; Mycosphaerellales; Extremaceae
Exons: 1
Coding region: 1-516 (171 amino acids)
Biological process (GO): poly(A)+ mRNA export from nucleus
Cellular component (GO): nuclear pore central transport channel
Source: RefSeq, a predicted model, not a curated record
AUGGCGACUCUCACGGAAACGGACUACACGCGCGUGUCUACAGACACCGGCGAACAGUUCGUCGACGCGUAUUACACAGCACUCGACGGGUCCCGCAAUCAGAUCAAAUCCUUCUACGUACCAACAGCACCCAUCGUAAACGGCCGUGGUGUUCCGCACAUCAGCUACAACGGAGAGGUGCUCCAGGAUGCAUCAAUCUUCCAGGAGCGCUUCGAGAAGCAGAUGCCGUGGACGCACUUUGAGCCGCAGUCUGUCAAUGUGCACGUCAUGAACCCGAGCAUGGCGAGCUUGGGUGACAAGCCCAGCAAGCGCGACGCUGAGCGGAACAUGAGCCUGGUCGUGCAAGUCAGCGGAUUUGUGCGACUGCAUGAGCGGAAAGAAGGGCCUGUGAGGGGGUUCAGUGAUAGCAUGGUGCUCGUGCCAAACAAGGAGGAGGUUGGAGGGAGAGGCACAGGAAAGCAAGAUCAUGGGAGGAGGUGGUUAAUUCAGAGCCAGAACUUUCGCUUCGUUGUUUAG